This is a messenger RNA of Oryzias melastigma (Indian medaka), 2103 nucleotides long. It is a transcript of the gene fgfbp2b, whose product is annotated as fibroblast growth factor binding protein 2b. The transcript has 2 exons. The record is from RefSeq and is a predicted model, not a curated record. NCBI's taxonomy places the organism in Eukaryota, Metazoa, Chordata, Actinopteri, Beloniformes, Adrianichthyidae. The coding region runs from base 1209 to 1892 and encodes 227 amino acids. Gene Ontology annotation, biological process: cell-cell signaling. Gene Ontology annotation, molecular function: growth factor binding.
CUGCCAUUUAGAAAAAAAAGGAGUGAACAUGGUGUCUGAUUUGCAUUUAAAAUUCAGGCACUAGAAAGUCCUGCUGCACUUUACAGUUUUCUAGUAGUUUGGGGUUAGGUUGGGAAUUGGGACACAGCCUAAAAGUCUUUUUUUUGUUUUGUUUUUAAACUCACCUGGAAGUUUAGACAGGCCUGAUGUUCAUUUCUCAGCGACAAAGUUUCAGUCAUGAUGGUUGUCUUUUAUGAUGUCAAUUUGCUUCUCUUACUGAUGAAGCGCCACUCAAUAAAAAAAGGUUUUUCUUUUCUUUAAAAGAAUCUUUAAAAAAGAUAUAAAAACCCACAAUGAUUUAUUGAACUAUGAUGGCCUAGAUUGACUAAAAAUCUUAAAAACUCGCUCCUUGCUUCCUUGAAUAAUAAAAGCAAGUCAGAACAGUUAAAUUGUAACCACAUGUAAGCUCAGAGGAUGGUAAUUGGUGGUUUUUUUUUAAGAAUAAUUACCAGACCAGUUAAUGUAAACAUCCGUUUUCCAUGAAAUCUUGGGAAUGGUGGACUGUGAGCCUCAUGUCUGAAGUCUCAAAAGCCCUCAAGGUCUUCUGAAUUCUCAUGUAAAAAAGAAUAUAAAUACUGAAUAUUGUAAAAGUCUGACAACCACAAGAAAGAAAAAAUAUUUUCUGCAUCACAAUGCAGUUUAUUGCUGUAGUUUUUUUUUUUACUGUUUAGAAAUCGUGUAUCUUUUUAGGAAGUUUUGUAAAGUAUAAAACAUGCUUUUGUGGUUUUGAUGGCUCUAUACUCAACAUUUCAUAAAAAAUAUAAAGAACCAUUUCUAAUUCCAAAAACAAGUUUUCCCUCACCUCUUUCUGGAGUCAUCUAUAAUUUCUUCAAAAAUGUCUUCUUUUUAAAAGAUUCUUGGCAGCCUAGCUCUGUGGCUUCUGCAAAUAACCCCCAUCUUCCUCCUUCAGUUUAUGGUCAUCCCCCACCCCUUCCAGCCAGACUAUACACCAUUUUCUUGGUUUGGAGCGUCUUGCACACACGUGUGUGUGUGAGAACGUAUGUGAGGAACUGAAGGAGGAGUCUGAUGCAGAGUUUACCUGAAUAAUACCGUCUUUGUGUGUUUCUGCUUUAUAAAGUACCCCUCGUGUGCUUUUUGCCCUUUUAUAUCCUAACCCUUGUGCGCACACGGACACUGCUUUUCCUUCUUUGACCACAUCCAACUUUGCAAUGGGGGCAAAGAUGAGAGUUUUGCUGCUACUCUUGGGAACAACUGCUUGUGUGUCGUUUGCGCAAACUCACAACAAUGGCAAGCAGCAGCCACGCAGCCUCUGGGACGAGCCCAUCCGAUUCAGCACCAAGGCUAAAGACUCGUGCACCAUGGUUGCAUCUGGAGCAGGGAACUACACUCGCCUGCGCGUGUCGUGCAGAAACCCAACCCAGGCGACAGGACGCUCGUACUACUGUGACUUCCAAGGCAAACCCAGCCUGUGCCGUGCCUACAACGCCAACCCUCGCCAUUACUUCACCCAGAUGAUGUGGGAGCUGAGGAAGAUGAAGAACGCCUGCCAGGGACCCAAAAUCUACCGCCAGCAUAUGUGCAGGAAGUACCCAGAUGAGGCUCAGAUGACCUUCUUGACUUCCUGGCCCAAGACUAGCCUCUCCAAGCAGGCAAAGCCAGUUCAGGACCUGCCAGCUCAGACAAAACCCAUCGAUACUCCAAAACCCAUGAGGCCGGUUAAACCCAAACCAGGCAAGGCCCCUCAGAACAAAAGAACCACCCCUAAAACUGUCAUGACCACCACUUUGGCCACAGAGCAGCCAGACUCCGCAGGAUCCCACCUUGCCUCUGAGUACUGCUGGAAGAGCCUCCAAGGAGUCUGCGCCUACUUCUUCAACUUGUUCCACAGCUAAGACUGUUCUGCAGAAGCAUCCAGGCCGGACUGAUCAACUAUCCACUCUUCUAUCUGACUUCUCCUGUUCUGUGUGAGGACAUAACUCCUGCAUAAUAAAUCACAGAAAACAUUGCAUUUUUUUCUUUUAAAAGCCAUAUUUGAUGUCUCAUAUGAAUUCAAAUGACAUGUAUUUUCAAACAAACUAAGAUAAUAAAGUCAUGAUCUUCUUU